AUGCGGGGCGGUUUUCAGCACAUCAGAGUCCAUCUUGACAGGAGAUGUGCGCUGAGCCAGUGGCGCCGUCAUUCCACGACUUCUGAGAAUUGGCUGAAAGAGUGGCAUGUCUCCACCCGCUGCUUCCAUUUGGCGCAGGCCCUGCGGCACCGGGGACACCUGGCGGCGCGCCUGGAUCCGCUGCGGGGGAAGCAGUCGCGUCAGUUGUCGCCAAAGGAACCCAUCCAUUGGCGCAUCGGUGGGAGCCAUGGUCAAAAGAUCCCAAGCAUUGAUGUGAACCGGCUACUCCGGAACUAUCCAGACAGCGUCGACUUAAGCGUCUUUGCCCUCGAGAGCUAUGCUGAAGAUGACCCACUACCAGAAGGAGUGAAUGUCCCGGCUUUCUGGGGAGCGGCACCUGGAGGCCGGUGGACCUUUAGGAGUUUUAUCGACCACCUCUGUGGCGCUUAUGCCUCGACUCUCAGCUGUGAACAUCAACAUAUCGACAAUCCCAUUGAGAGGAUCUGGUUGGAAGAGCGUUUGGAAGCCCGUGUGGCUCAAGCAGACGUGGAUCAGGAAACACAACGUGAGGCCCUAAAUCGCUUGUUGAGGGCCAGCAUUUUGGAAAGUUUUCUGGGGGAAAAGUUCCCAGAGGCGAAGCGCUUCGGUCUCAAGGGCUGCGAGGCGCUGCUGCCAGCCUUGUGGGCGCUCACGGAGAAGGCCAAUGAGCUUGGCAUGGAACACCUUCAGCUGGGCAUGGCACACCGUGGCCGGCUCAACGUGUUGGUGAACUUCAUGGGAAAGCGUUUGAAGGACGUCUGUAGCGAGUUCGACGAGCAAAACGACUUGAUAGGCGACCUGAAGUAUCAUUUGGGAACUCGCGGCACUUGCCGCAACUUGCAUGUGCAGCUCACCUUGGCUCCCAACCCAUCACACCUGGAGGCCGUGGAUCCAGUGGUGCUGGGCAUGACCCGCGCCAAGCAGGACUACAUGGGCGACACUGACAUGCGCCGCGUCAUGGGUGUCUUGAUCCAUGGCGAUGCGGCGUUUUGCGGACAGGGCAUCCUUUCGGAAUGCCUGCAGCUCAGCGACCUGCCCGCCUACACCACGGGCGGCACGGUGCACUUCGUGAUCAACAACAUGGUGGGUUUUACCACGGACCCCCGCGCCGCGAGGUCAUCAUAUCACUGCACCAAUGUGGCCAAGGUGAACGACGCCCCAAUUCUGCAUGUGAAUGCGGAUGACGUGGACGCCGUGUUGUUCGUGUCGAAGUUGGCGGCGGAGUAUCGCCAGACCUUCCGCAAGGAUGUGGUGGUGGAUUUGGUGUGUUAUCGCCGUGAAGGACAUAGCGAGGCGGAAGAUCCAUCCUUGACGCAGCCGCUAUCACAGAGGCGGAUGAAGGAACAUCUGCCCGUCUCCCAACAGUACAGUGAGCUUCUGGUAGAGACAGGUGUUCUGACGCAAGAGCAGGUGGAGCGUUUGAGGCGACACAUUCAGCAGGAGUUUGAAGCGGAACGGGAGUCGCAGCUCGAAGGCUCGAGUUUCCAGAACCGGCCCCUGCGCAUCGAGCGCCCGGUGAAUCUCACGGGUUUGCCCUUGUCGUGGCUGAAGAUGAUUGGGGAGGCGGCCUGUCGUAUCCCGGAGAAUGUGAACGCGCACAAAAAGGUGCGUGAGACCUUAGAAAAGCGGAAGGCGCAACUGCAGCAAGGCCGCAUCGAUUGGCCGCUGGCCGAGACCCUGGCCAUCGGCUCGUUGAUCCUGCGCUUCAACCCCGAGCGCCACGAGGAAUUGAAGACAGGUCUACUGGUGGAUUCCGAGGGCAUCCCGGAGCUGCACUACCGCGUGCAUCCGCCCUGUCACGUGCGCCUCUCCGGGCAAGAUGUUGAGCGUGGCACCUUUAACCAACGGCACAGCAUCAUCCACGACCAGGAUUCAGCCAUACCUUAUAGCAUGCUGAGCGACUUGGGCUUGGGUGACCAGUCGGAGGCGGUGGUGUGCAACUCCUCACUUUCCGAGCUGGCCAUUCUUGGCUUUGAAUAUGGCUAUUCUGUGGAGGAAGGAGCUGGUUUGGCGCUGACCAUGUGGGAGGCACAAUUUGGUGACUUUGCGAAUUGUGCGCAGCCCAUCAUCGACAACUUCAUUGCCAGUGGCGAGCAGAAGUGGGGUAGCGAGAGCAAUCUGGUGAUGCUGCUCCCACACGGCCUGGAAGGGCAGGGCCCGGAGCACUCCUCGGCCCGCCCAGAGCGCUUUCUGCAACUGGUGGAUGAGGACCCUGAUAUGCUGUGGCCAGCGAGCGAAAAGGAAUUGGUUGAGGAGAAGAAGCACGAGGCCCGGCAGACGGUUCACGAUGUCUUGGAAGCCAUCCGUGCCAAGGAUCAAAGUGCUGUGGAGCGAAGCGUGCAUCGACUCGCGCUGCUACAGGAGAACUUCGAUGCCUGCAGAAAUCUCAUGGUGGUGUACAUCACGACGCCUGCGAACCUCUUCCAUGUCUUGCGGCGCCAAGUUCACCGAAGCUUUGCCAAGCCGUUGGUGGUGAUGACCGGGAAAAACAUCCUCUUGAAGCAUACGCCUUGUCGCUCGCCGCUGGAAGAUAUGAUGUCUGGAACCCGCUUCCAGCGACUCAUUCAGGAGGGUGGCACUGGUGACAACAUGAACACGGAGACAGCCGGCGAGACAGAUCCAAUGACUUGCAAGCGCAUGAUCUUCUGCAGCGGUCAGGUCUUCUACGAUUUGCGAAGCGCUCGCGAUCGGAGAGGAUUGAAAGGUGAGGUGGUUCUACAUCGCCUCGAACAGCUAGCUCCCUUCCCAGCCAUGAGCGUGGCACUGGUCUGCAGUCAGUAUCCGCAUGCAGAGCUGUGCUGGGUUCAGGAGGAGCCCAAGAACAUGGGUCCCUGGUCCUACGUUUGGCCACGCCUAGCCACAGCGUUGCGAGAGCUGACGCCGGAAGGCUUUGGCGUACCACAGGACCGCGCUUGGCGAUGCAUCGCACGGCCGGCGGCAGCCAGCCCAGCAACGCCCCUUUGGAAGAUGCAUAAGCAGGAGGCAGCAAGCGCAGCAAGGGGCGAUGUCUGGCAACGAGUCUCAGACAUUGGCAUCAUCGGCAGUGGGGUGAUGGGCUCGAAUUUGGGCCUCAACAUCGCGGACAAGAGUUACAAUGGAGAAAAGUUCCAUGUGUCGCUCUAUGACCUGAGUGCGCAACAGGUGCAGUCGGUCUUAGCCAUGAACUCCAGCUACAGCAACCUGCAUGGUUUUGGGGGCAAAGAAAAACUGAAGGAUUUCGUGACCUCAUUGAAGCGCCCGCGGAAAGCCAUCAUGCUGGUCCCCGCGGGCAAAGCCACCGACGCGGUGAUCGAAGAACUUGCUGAGCUCUUCGAGAAGGAUGACAUCAUCAUCGAUGUGGGCAAUGCCAACUUCCGGGACCAGAUUCGAAGAGCUGAGUCACUGGAAGCCCGAGGUCUGCGUUUCUUAGGGAUGGGCGUCAGCGGUGGUGCCGAGGGGGCACGUAAGGGCCCCGCCUUCUUCCCCGGCGGCACGCUGAGCGUCUGGAACGACGUGCGGCACAUCGUGGAGGCCGCUGCCGCGAAGGCGGCGGACGGACGGCCCUGUGCCACGAUGAAUGGCAAGGGCGGGGCCGGGUCCUGCGUGAAGAUGUAUCACAACGCCGGAGAGUACGCCGUGCUGCAGAUCUGGGGCGAAGUCCAUGAGGUCCUCAAGGCCUAUGGCGUCAGCGGCGAGGCCCAAGCCCAGCUGCUGGAGUCCUGGAAGACCAAGAAAGGUGGCCGCUAUGAUGGCCUGCUGGCCUCCUACAUGUUGGACAUCACCGUGGAGGUGGUGAAAAUGAAGGACAGCGAGGCGGCAGGCGGAAGCAGCGAUGGUUCCUUGUUGAUCUCCAGAACCAUGGACAAGACCGACUCCAAGGGCACCGGCCUCUGGAGCGUCGUGGAGGCCCUGGAGGCGGCCGUGCCGGCGCCGUCGCUGGUGGCAGCGGUGCUGGCCCGGCAGAUGUCGAUGCUGCGCAGCGAGCGGAUGGCGAAUGCCACCAUGGUGGCGCUGCCAAAGGUGCAGCAGGGUAGUUGGAGUAACGAGUUGGAGGAAGAUCUCUUCUGGGCCGCGGCCUUCGCCAUCAUCGCCUCCUAUGCGCAGAUGUUUCAAUGCCUGAGGAAAAUGGACGAGAAGUUCGAGUUCGGUUUGAAGCUCCCCGCGACCAUCGCAACCUUCCGCGCCGGAUGCAUUCUGCAGGGCUUCCUCUUGGAGCCCAUGACCAAGGCAUUUGAAGAGAAACCUGACCUGGAAAAUCUCCUCUCAGCCUUUGAACCGGAAAUCCGGGAAUUUCUACCGCGCUACAAGCGCUUGGUCAGUCAAAUCACGCGAGACACUUGUGCCACGGUGCCGUGCUUAUUCGCCUCGUUGGACUACAUCCAGACAAUGUACCUGACCGAGAUUCCCUCGGCCCAAUGUGUCUCGCUGCAACGGGACGUCUUCGGAAGGCACGGAUUCGAACGCCUGGACAAGGAGGGCCGCUUCAAUGCUCAGUGGCCCUCCCUACAGCAGGGCGAUGCGGUGAUCACCAGCGCCACCUCGGCACCCACGGGAAAGUGA
Molecule: messenger RNA, 4578 nt
Organism: Cladocopium goreaui
Lineage: Eukaryota; Dinophyceae; Suessiales; Symbiodiniaceae
Source: the annotation of a GenBank genome assembly